CUCGAGCAGAGGCACGACGAGUGGAGGCUCCUUUGAAAGCAAACGUACGACGAACACACAAACGAGAUGGCUGGCUUACCCCGAAAGGCCGGACAUUCUUCCCACUCCUUGCGGUAACGUUGCUUGUACUUCGGGCCUUGUUUCAUUACCCAUUUGUCGGCUUCGGGCUUGUCAUUCAUGGUCAACGUGCGGCCAGCGUAGCUACCGAUGUCAAUCAAAUGAGCUGAAGGGAAUAUACAGUCUCUGCCCUUGAACCAGCCAUGGGGGAGGCGACACAAGUCAGCUCACUGCCGCUGCCGCCAAUGCAGUAUGUUGGCCUCUACACAGAUGAAAACGUGCAGCGUGGACGAGCUCCAUCACCACCUAGGCCACUGCAUGAAGGCUACUCCAUGUUUGGUGCUCCAUUCCAUGGCGAUGAACCUGUCAUUCGCCCUUUGGAAAGCCAAGGUAUACGGCGACUAUACCCACAAAACUAUGAGCACAAGAAAGAGCUGAAGAAGCUCAACCACUCACUCCUUGUCAACUUCCUCGACAUGAUUGACAUCUUGAUACGGUGUCCUGACACUUCCAAGCGGCUAGAGAAGAAAGAUGACAUGAGCUUACUUUUCAUCCACAUGCAACACCUGAUCAAUGAGUACAGGCCUCACCAAGCCAGGGAGACCCUCCGAGUGCUGCUCGACAUGCAGAGGCGGCAGCGGCUGGACACAGCACAUAGAUUCCACAAGCACUUGGACAAGGUACGCGAAGUCCUACAGAAAGCAGUGAGUGUUCUCCCUGAACAAGAAGCAACUAGCACCUGGCAACAGCCAAUUCAGACCACAAGUGCAGCUGGAACCAUUCAGGGGCAGCCACCUGCACAGGGACACUGUCUCAGCCAAGACCGUAUUAUGUGUGGAAUAGUGGAUGCUCUGUGACUACAAUAGCUGGUACUGACUGCAGUGAACACAAAAGACACUCGUGAGACAAAGUGAACGGUGCAUAGAAGGCUUGAAGUUGAAGCACUGUGAAAACUGAUGCAAAGACACUCGUGAGACAUGGUGAACGGUGCAUAGAAGGCUUGAAGUUGAAGCACUGUGAAAACUGAUCCAAAGUGCAGAAAAAGGUGGGAAAGUUGAUCGUCUGUACAGUUAAAGUAACAUUCUGGAAGGGCAGUCGCCUCUUCCAGGAGCGGGCAACACGCGGCAGCCCUCCCCGAAACACUUACUUCUGCAGCUGACGGCAGGCGGCAACACAAGUUUAUGCUUGCACCGUCGCCAGCAGCAGCUUACAUCCCCAUAAGCGCAGGCAAAGUUUCACUUUAAUAACACUUGGCAAUGAACUGUGCCAACUGUUAUACUAAAUGACAUAGACUCCAAAAUGCGACCUUUCUACAAAAUUUGAGCAAGAACAGUGCAGCGGUGAAAUAUUCAGGACCGUGCAUUUUUAACAGAUCCUUUGAUUUACUUUAUUUUGCUUGAUUCAGCCACUCAGUAUGUACCGGUAAGGUGUGUGUCGGCUCUUGGCCAGCCUUGCAAAAUUACCAUAUCCCACUGUAAUUGCUACAUAAAACUCUUCAAACAAAACAAAACCAGUCUUUGUAAAGCAUAAAUGUCACCAAUAAACAGAUUCCAAUAUGUG
Messenger RNA from Dermacentor andersoni, 1617 nucleotides. Its product is annotated as mediator of RNA polymerase II transcription subunit 7-like. Gene Ontology annotation, cellular component: mediator complex; core mediator complex. Gene Ontology annotation, biological process: regulation of transcription by RNA polymerase II. Gene Ontology annotation, molecular function: transcription coregulator activity. The record is from RefSeq and is a predicted model, not a curated record. Lineage: Eukaryota; Metazoa; Arthropoda; Arachnida; Ixodida; Ixodidae.